This is a messenger RNA of Scylla paramamosain (green mud crab), 3913 nucleotides long. RefSeq names its product hemicentin-2-like. Lineage: Eukaryota; Metazoa; Arthropoda; Malacostraca; Decapoda; Portunidae. Gene Ontology annotation, biological process: synapse organization. The coding region runs from base 1167 to 2168 and encodes 333 amino acids. Gene Ontology annotation, cellular component: neuron projection membrane. The transcript is spliced from 10 exons. The record is from RefSeq and is a predicted model, not a curated record.
GUUGAGAAAAGAUAUGAUGCGCCGUCCAGACAGAGGAAGGGAGAGUCAGUAGUGCGUGAGACCUCGGCAGGGCAGGACGCGCCACCCUCAGCUCCCUGGCCGCUUCGUGACUGUCCCUCACACAGUGUUUGCGUACCCAAGUUACUUGUUUGUCCCAGACUGUGUGGUGUGAGAUGCUCGGUCCAUAUCAAAUGUGACUGGACUGCACAUCCCCCUUCUGACACCUGGAGACUAGUGACACCAAGCACAACAAUAAUCGCGAACUAUCUCUGCUUAGUGCAAGCUGAAGACUGCAAUAAAAUCAGUGAAGGGCCAACAAAAUUUAGAGAGAGAGAGAAAAAAAAAAACACUAACAGUUUCUCCGAGAGCUGAGAAGUUCCCCGCUGGCAGCCUCUCCACUUAGCGGCGCCACCUACCUCUUCAACCCAGCCUUUGAAGAGACACCGUCCUCAGGCCUCAGCUCCCCGGGAAAGGUGUGAUCUUCCCGACAAGUGCGGCGCGUUGCCCUGAGCAGCGAGGAGAGAGUUAGGGUGAACAGCAGCCUUUCUUCUUUUCCAGGAUAUCUGGCGUGUAAAUUUAGAUGAGUGACUCUUCAACAGCCUCUUGAGACAUCCCACGCCAGCCUGACGAGAGCGUUGUGCGUCUGAGCGUCGUGAAAGAUGGAGGCUACGUGGUGAUGUGAUGCGCCUGGAGACACUCGCGUCAUCCAGCACACAAAACACUCACGAAGAUACCAGUAAAUACGCCCUCCCCUGACAAGUCGAUCAGCGCGAGGAGAACAUGAUGAAUGCGCUUGUUUUUCUUCCUAUUGACAGAGAACAAUAGUGAGACUGCAGUGUGUGUGUUUCCUUUAUGCAUGUAACGAACACUGAAAGACUGAAAGCUCAACAGUAGCGGGGAAACAGUAACAAUGUGAAGAAACAAGUGAAGUACAAUCAACCGAGGAUAACGAAGAGAAUCCACGAGAGAACAGCUACACUCCAUCCUGCCUCGCUCCCACUGGCUAGCCGCUGACACACACGCACAUACAAACACACACACGCACGCAUACACGGGUGGAGGAGGAGGCAAGUGUGGUAGAGUUCUCAGCCUCGUAGUGACGCGCCUGUCCACAAUGUAGUAAGCAGCCAUCCACACAAGCCAGCGGCGGCCGACGAUGGUGGAAGAUGAGGAGGCCAUCAGGACAGCCGAGAGGACGAGGGGGUCUGGGACUGUGGGCUGCCUCCCCCUCUACCUCCCCCUCACCCUCACCACGACGAAGAUCCCCGCAACCCCGCCCCGCCCCGCCCUCGCCCCCUAGCCACGUCAAGAAUGUGCUGGCGAUGGUCACCGUGGUCUUUUUCGCCUUCUUUAGCGCAGGUCGGGGACACAUUCGGGAGGGUCGCCGCGGGCCGUUACUACUGCUGGGCGAGCCGGAUCCCACGCUGCCCCCGCCGCCCCCGCCUAAGCUGGACCCCGCCCACUCUGCUGAUGUCACGGCCCUCGCUGACCGCCCCGCCAUCCUCAACUGUCGGGUACACAACAUCAACAACAAGACGGUAUCGUGGAUCCGCCACCGCGACAUCCACCUGCUGACGGUGGGCCGCUACACCUACACGUCAGACCAGCGGUUCAGGGCGCUGCACGAGGAUGACUCUGACGACUGGAUCCUCAAAAUUAACUACGUGCAGCCACGCGGGAACUCGGGCGUGUACGAGUGUCAAGUGUCCACGACUCCUCCCCUCUCGCACUUCAUCCGCCUCACCGUCGUUAAGCCGCACACGCACAUCCUGGGAGGGCCUGACAUGCACAUCAACACGGGUUCCACCAUCAACCUGACCUGCCUGGUGGAGUACAGCCCGGAGCCGCCAGACUUCAUCUACUGGAACCACAACAACAAGAUUAUCAGCUAUGACUCAAGCCGCGGAGGGGUGACUGUUAUCCUGGAGAAGGGAGACCUCACCACCAGCUCCUUGCUUAUCCAGAAGGCGCGGCCCUCAGACUCGGGCCGCUAUGACUGCAGUCCCUCUAACGCAGACUCCGCCAACGUCACCGUGCACGUGUUGAAUGGCGAGCACCCGGCGGCGAUGCAACACGGAGGCCAGAGCACCUACACCAACUCCUCCCUGGGCAACAUCUUAUUGUGUCUCCUGGUGCUGCUGGCCGCCCUCCACGCCACGCUCAUGUAAAUCACAGGCUCGUCCUCCCAAGCCAGUCAAGACACAUCACUCGACUUAACGUUCUUAGCCCUUCACGCCACCGAGAAAGCAAGCAAGCAAGCAGGCAGCCCCAUCUACACACACACACACACAUACACACACACGCACACACACACACACACACACACAGACCAAUCCGUAUUUAUGUGCACAAAAACUACGUACUCAGUGGAUUUUUAUGGCGAAAGUCUUGACGCAUCGAGGCAGCGGGGCAAUCAAUAGUAGGGGCAGCACAGGGCCAGCCAGCCAGCCAGCCAGCCCAUCCCACCCUGCCCGAGGCGCACCCGCCCGUGUGUGUGUGUGUGUGUGUGUGUGUGUGUGUGUGUGUGUGUGUGUGUGUGUGUGUGUGUGUGUGUGUGUGUGUGUGUGUGUGUGUGUGUGUGUGUGUGUGUGUGUGAGGGAAGACAGAAAGUAGGAGAGGAGAGGAGAGGAAAGGAGAGUUGAGCAGGGAAGGGAAGGGAAGGGAAGGGAAGGGAAGGGAAAAGGAGACGAGGUAAGAACAGAAACACACACACACACACACACACACACACACACACACACACACACACACACACACACACACACACACACACACACACACAGAACUAAUAACAUGCAAUUCAAUUUCCCCCCAAAAGAAAUUAAAUUAUGAAUUAAAAAAAGCCACAUAACCAUCCACCUUACCCACCCAUCCACCCAUCCACCCACCCAGUCACACGCAGAAGAGACUAACCCUCGUACCACAACAAUUGGGAGAAAACACAAUAUUCUUUCAUCAGGCUAGCUAUUGCAAUCAACCAGCCACAGAGUAGAGUCCCAGAAGGGGGUAAGGACGAGUGGCUCUCAGCUCGUGGAGAUAGAGAAGUACUAUAGCAGGCACACUCCCGAGCAGUACUGUGAAAUAUACUAACAUCACCCGACUGAGGCCAGGUGUCAUAGUGGUGGUGUGAAUGGUACUAAUGGUGUUGGAUAUUGGGUGUUACUGUUGUGGUGGUGAUGGAGAAUGAAGGGAGAGAGACAGGAAUAGGUGUGGGUAUGUUGAUAGAUUAAUAGGUGUGUGUGUGUGUGUGUGUGUGUAUGUAUGUGUGUGUGUGUGUGUGUGUGUGUGUGUGUGUGUGUGUGUGUGUGUGUGUGUGUGUGUGUGUGUGUGUGUGUGUGUGUGUUGGGAGAGGGCGUGCGUUUCCUUCAUACCAACGUGUAAGAAACAGAAAAAAAAGAAAAAUAGCAGAAAACACGUAUUUAAAGGAUUAAUUACAGGUGAAAGGGUAAAGAAGUACUGAGGACACCUAGACACAGGAAAAUAAACAAACACUUACAGAAAUAACGACAGUAAAAAAAAAAAAGAAAAAGUAAAAAGCGUUCCAUGAAACAUUCACAUAAAGAAAUAGAAUAAAAAGAAGAAAAAAAGAGAACGUUCCAUAGAAAGAAAAUAAAUAAAAGUGAAAGAAACAAGAGAGUCAUGUUACAUUAAUAAAUAGGAGUGUCACGUGCACGACUUUUGUAUACUGAUGUUUCUUAUGUAUCUAAUAAAUUAACUGGUAGAGAGAGAGAGAGAGAGAGAGAGAGAGAGAGAGAGAGAGAGAGAGAGAGAGAGAGAGAGAGAGAGAGAGAGAGAGAGAGAUUGCGAGUGUGUGUGUGUCUGUGUGUGUGUGUGUGUGUGUGUGUGUGUGUGUGUGUGUGUGUGUGUGUGUGUGUGUGUGUGUGUGUGUGUGUGUGUGUGUGUGUGUGUGUGU